ACAAGAAGACAGAUGACCCCACUACUUCGACUCUCCCUCUGACAAACCUACAGCUUCUUAAUCAAUCGCUCGGAAGAUACUUUGACAUCUUCUUCAAGCCCACUUGUACACGGAACUAAGAUUCAGCACAGAAGACACAAUGAGCGACCGACCAGAACCCCUCAGGCUCGGCUCCAAGGCCCCCAAUUUCAAGGCCGAGACGACCCAAGGACCCAUCGACUUCCACGAGUUCAUCGGCGACAACUGGGUUAUUCUUUUCUCUCACCCUGAGGAUUACACUCCUGUCUGCACAACUGAGCUCGGUGCUUUCGCCAAGUUGGAGCCUGAGUUCAGCCGUCGCGGUGCCAAGCUCAUUGGUCUCUCAGCCAACACAGUAGAAAGUCAUGGAGGCUGGAUCAAGGACAUUGACGAGAUCUCGGGAAGCAGCCUCAAGUUCCCCAUCAUCGGCGACAAGGACAGGCAGGUCGCCUUGGCAUACGACAUGAUCGAUCACCAAGAUGCCACCAACGUCGAUAGCAAGGGAAUCGCCUUUACAAUCCGCUCAGUCUUCAUCAUCGACCCCAAGAAGACCAUCCGCCUCAUCCUUUCUUACCCAGCAAGCACAGGCAGGAACACUGCGGAGGUCUUGCGUGUCUUGGACAGUUUGCAGACUGGUGACAAGCACAAAAUUACUACUCCUAUCAACUGGGUUCCAGGUGAUGACGUUAUCGUCCACCCCUCUGUUAAGACCGAGGACGCCAAGACCAUGUUCCCUGAUAUCAGAAUUGUUAAGCCUUACCUGCGCUUUACUCCUCUCCCGAAAGAGAAGACGACUGCGGCAUAGACGCAAACACUAUGCUUAGCUGUGAGAAUAGACAAGGCACAAUCAUGAGAAUGAAGUUGGUCUACCUUCGCAUGCUUUCCAGGUCGUGUCUAAUAGCCAUGCUAUGCUGAUAUCACUUGCGACUAUUGGUCAACAACGUCACGUUUCGUGGGCCAAAGUUACCUUGCACCGUAUACGAGGGAAAAACCGAACAGGUGUAGACAUAACAAGCUUUACCUUGCAGCCUACAUUAUCUUCUAAUAAGAUAACUUAUCAAGAUUAACAGUAUUAUAGUCUUCUAGGUUUUUCAUCUAUAU
This is a messenger RNA of Alternaria alternata, 1119 nucleotides long. RefSeq names its product peroxiredoxin-6. NCBI's taxonomy places the organism in Eukaryota, Fungi, Ascomycota, Dothideomycetes, Pleosporales, Pleosporaceae. The coding region runs from base 140 to 823 and encodes 227 amino acids. The record is from RefSeq and is a predicted model, not a curated record. Gene Ontology annotation, biological process: cell redox homeostasis; cellular oxidant detoxification; cellular response to oxidative stress. The transcript has 5 exons. Gene Ontology annotation, cellular component: mitochondrion; cytosol. Gene Ontology annotation, molecular function: peroxiredoxin activity.